Molecule: messenger RNA, 987 nt
Organism: Paramisgurnus dabryanus
Lineage: Eukaryota; Metazoa; Chordata; Actinopteri; Cypriniformes; Cobitidae
Source: RefSeq, a predicted model, not a curated record
AUGGCGCAAGGUCCACCUGGUGGUAUUCUUGGCAUCCUGGGAGUUGUAGUGGUGGCUGGUCUGAUUGUAGGAGUGGUGGCCACAAUCUGUAUGGUGUACAGAAGAGGACAGAAACCCCGUUCAGAGACUGACAAUGACCUGACCGACCUCCCACCAGUUCACAAGCCGGCCCCUCCGCCACCCAAGAAAAAGAGCAGCGAUAUGAAAGGAGACCUGACAUCUGACGAGAUCCAGGUUGUUCAUCUGGACAAGGACGAUGAGAUACAGAAGAUUCCUCUUCAGCCACCAUACUAUGACAUGGCACAGUCUGAGUCCAAUAAGCCGAACUCUGCAAACGAAGAGCUACCAGCCCCAGCCGACCAUGUGAGCUGUCACCACCCGGGCAACCAGGAAAAAAUUGUUGAGCCUCCACCCCCUUCUGCCUACCCACCUGUUACCCUCCUACCCCACAACCCUUACACCCAACACCCUACUAACACCCCAAUGUACACCUUCCAGCCCAACUCUGCCCCUUCCGCCCCCCGACCCCCUUUCAACUACCCGAAGGAGCAGUCUGUCUAGAUCUCGUGUACAGGAUAGCCAUUACGAGUUACUCCUGCAGAGAACAACACCACCUUCCUCUUUGCUGUUGUCCAACGCUGGCCACAUCAGGACACAGACGGUCUCUCGGACCGAAAUAAAAAGUGUCAGUAGUUUGUUGACCUGAAACCGUGUGUGUUGUGCACUGCAUGUUUCACAACAAGGCUGUGGUUAGGACCCCUUAGUCUUGUGUUGUAAAGACCUCACUAUGAAACCAUACCUCACAAAAGCACACCUCACUUCUCCAAAACACAGGGUAUUGGCCUUUGCUUUGCAUAAGAUCUCACCUUCCUUUGUUUCCAUACUGCCAAGUGUCUGACCAUUUAACGUAUUUAAAGGAACAGUUCACCCAAACGUGAAAAUCCUGUCAUUUAUUUUCAAUAAAACACAACACGCUGUUUCUAUUGU